Molecule: messenger RNA, 1505 nt
Organism: Sphaeramia orbicularis (orbiculate cardinalfish)
Lineage: Eukaryota; Metazoa; Chordata; Actinopteri; Kurtiformes; Apogonidae
Gene: fbxw12
Product: F-box and WD repeat domain containing 12
Exons: 10
Coding region: 71-1489 (472 amino acids)
Cellular component (GO): cytoplasm
Molecular function (GO): protein binding
Source: RefSeq, a predicted model, not a curated record
CCCAGUCUGGUACCAGUGUCGCUUUGACGCACAGGUAGUUUAUGACAGUGUGUUUGGACCUGAUCCUAAUAUGGACCCUCAUCCGUAUCUCAUCAAGGACUGUCUGAUCAAUAUAUUUACAUUCCUGUCAGAGGAAGACCUGAUCAGAGCCUCCAGUGUGUGUAAGGAUUGGAAUGAUGCUGCGGAGACUCCCUGGUUAUGGAGGAGGAUGUGUCUGCAGCGUUGGAGUUUCUGUAAUGUUCUGCUCGGGGGUGAGAAGACUCAGACAUGGAAGACAUACUUCCUACGACGGUCCCACCUAGAAAAGAAAAUGACUGAAGGCAGGACUGGAGGUUACACCUGUAAAACCCUCAGGGGACACACAGGCAGGGUGGUGGGGUUGGUGUAUGUGAGUGAGACUUCAACUAAUAACCCAGACUUCUGUAAGAGCAGUGUCACAGUCUGCAGCGCCUCUUCAGAUGGGACGGUCCGAGCAUGGAAUGUCCAAAAUGGUGAGCUCCUGUGGUGCAGUCCUGUGCAGAAUCCAUUGAUAGCUAUUGUGGUUGAUGAACAGCGUGGUGUUGUGAUCACAGCAGACUCCACAGGCCUCAUCAAAACCUGGCAGGCUCAGACCGGACAGGAGCUGGCCUCCUAUUCCACCGGGGCCUCACACUGUACAUUACUGCAGUACAGCGUCAACAACGAGUGGUUUCUGAGCGUGGGAACUAGACAAGGAUCUGUGUGCACACUAGCUGGUUCAGGUUUGACUAAAAAGUCUAAUGUAAUGGUGUGUGACACCUUUAAAGUCAACACACUCCUAGUUUCACCUGACAAGAAAUGGAUCACAGCUGGAACCAAGGACAAUGAUGAUUUCAGUCCAAAGGUUAUGUACACAGAAAGUUUGAACUCUCCGUCUGAGGAUGAGGAAACUUUGUCCCAGUCUUUACCAGUCACUGGGUGCCGGGCGGCUGUAUUCAUUCCAACCCAGCCCGCCAGACUGGCCAUCGUUCACCACAGUGAACUGACCCAAAACAACAAAGUCCUCACUGUCCUCGAUGUCAGUCUGAAAAAAUCCAAGUACAAGACUGAGAUACAAGUCCAGCAGGUGGCGUCUUUUCCCUUGACACUCAGCAGUAGGGACUCACACGUUCAUCUAGCGGCCAAGGACAGCAACUGCAUAGUCUUGGCAACAAACCACUGUUUACAGGUGUACUCUCUGAAAGGAGCUCUGCUUGGUAGCUACACAGACCAUACCAUGCCUAUCUCUGGAAUUUGUGUGGAUAGCUUUCGUGUCGUGACAGCAUCUCAAGACCUCUCCUUACGUGUACUGACGUGGACCAAUGACAGAGACCGUGGGGUGGCACUAGAGGGUCGGUAUCACCUGCUGGGAGGGUCUCACACAAUGUCCAGUGGGUUCACUCACGUUGCUUGUGACUACUCCAGCAUUGUGGCCUCAGUAGAGAGCAAAGACGGGAAAGACGUGUUGAAGGCUUAUUCUUUUACCUCCUGAGGAUCACUGCCCACCC